Molecule: messenger RNA, 4449 nt
Organism: Taeniopygia guttata (zebra finch)
Lineage: Eukaryota; Metazoa; Chordata; Aves; Passeriformes; Estrildidae
Source: RefSeq, a predicted model, not a curated record
UUUUCCUCUUCCCUCCUUUUCUUUUUCCCUCCUCCUCCUCCUCCUCGCGCUUCCUUUGGCCGCGCAGGAAGGGAGCGGCCGGAGGGAUGGAGCGGAUCCCGGCAGGGAUGCGGUAGCUCCCGGGAUAUCCCGAGCGGGACGCGGUGAAGCUGCCACUGCCAAACCUCUCUGCGAUGGCCUCGGGGAAUGAGGGGGACCCUCCGCAGGAUCAGGGGCGCCGGGGGAGCCAAAGGCGCAGGCUCAGCUCAGAGGGCCGCGUGGCGGAGGAGGCCGAGGAGGUGUUCCGGAGCUUCGCCUUCUACCGCUACCAGCAGGAGCGCGAGGAGCGCGGGGCCGAGCUGCCGCGCGACCCCGAGAUCGAGCAGCUCCAGCAGGACCCGUGCAGGUAAAUCCCGCUCCUGCCCCUCGCCCCACGCCGCCCAGCCCGGCCUGACUCCCUGCCGGCCCCGCAGCACCGAGAGCCAGGUGGGACAGCGCCUGGCCAUCAUCGGCGAUGACAUCUACAAGCGCUACGACGCCGAGUUCCGCACCAUGCUGGAGAGCCUGCAGCCCACCCGCGACAACGCCUACGAGCACUUCACCAGGAUUGCCUCCAGCCUGUUCGAGAGUGGCAUCAACUGGGGCCGGGUGAUCGCCCUGCUGGCCUUUGGCUACCGCAUGGCCAUGCACGUGUGGCAGCGCGGCGUCAGCGGCUUCCUGCGCCGCAUCGCGCGCUACGUCGGGGACUUCAUGCUGCAGAACCGCAUCGCCCGCUGGAUCGCCCAGCAGGGAGGAUGGGAGGCCGUGCAGACCCUGGACAAUGUUUACAUUAAGUAUGUGCUGGUGGCAGCCGUGGUGGUGCUGGGCUACCUGGUGCUGCGACGCUUCUUCAGCCCCUGACGGGGCACGGGGCCGGGGGGCACCGGGGACCCCCUCCUCUGCUCCACACCCCCGGGACGGGGGGACCCCAGGAACCCCCAGGAGAGAGCAUGGCCUGGGGCUGGGAGCCUCCUGCUGCGGGGUCUGGGGUCUCUGCACCCCCGGGACAGGACUGGGGACAAGGGGGGGCUCUGCUUUGUUGGGUUUGAUGCCUCAAAAAGCUGCUGAGGAGGGGACAGCUCUGGGAGGGGACAUGUUGGGAUGGGGUGUCUUUGGGAUGGGGACAUCUCUGAGAUAAGGAAUCUUUGGGAUGGGCCAUCUCUGGGAGGGGACAUCCCUGACCCCCUCCCCGGUUCCUCUGGAGGAGCAGAGGGGUGUGACGGUGCCACAGUGGCAGUGUGUGACAAUGACAAUGUGGCACACAGUGGCUGUGUGUGACAGUGACAAUGUGGCACACAGUGGCUGUGUGUGACAAUGCCUGUGUCCUGUGCCCCUGGGGUGGGAGCAGAGCCCCCUCCCCAUCACUGACAGCUCCAGCCCUGUGGCCGAGGCUGAUCCCAGGGUGAUCCCAGGGUGAUCCCAGGGUGAUCCCAGACUGAUCCCAGCCCUAGCUGCUCCAGGGUGAUCCCAAGGUGAUCCCAGGGUGAUCCCACGGCAAUCCCAGGGAUCCCAGGGCAAUCCCAAAGUGAUCCCAGGGUGAUCCCAGGGCAAUCCCAGGGUGAUCCCAGGGCAAUCCCAGGGCGAUCCCAGGGCAAUCCCAGGGUGAUCCCAGGGCAAUCCCAGGGUGAUCCCAGGGUGAUCCCAGCCCUGGCUGCUCCAGGGUGAUCCCAGACUGAUCCCACCCCUAGCUGCUCCAGGGUGAUCCCAAGGUGAUCCCAGGGUGAUCCCAGCCCUGGCUGCUCCAGGGCAAUCCCAAGGUGAUCCCAGGACAAUCCCAGGGUGAUCCCAGGCUGCUCCAGCUGUUGGAAACCCCAGCAGGGCCAAACCCAGUGGGGCUGCUCCUGAGCCCAGCUCCUGAGCCUUUCCCAGCUCUUGAGCCUUUCCCAGCACUUGAGCCUUUCCCAGCCUUCCCACGGACAUCCCGACCCUUUUCCAUGGAAACCCUCCUGCCUGGAGCCCUGCAGCUCCUGGGGCAGUGCUGGGAAGCACCAGCAGCUCUCCCAUCACUAAAACCUGCAGGGUUCAGGACAGGCAGGGGCUCUGUUCCCCUCCUGCCCAGUUGGGCUCCCUGGCUCUUACUGGGAGGCGCUGGAGCUGCAGCCCAGCCCUGGGGCAACUCCGGGCAGGGGCUUGUCCUGGUCCUGCUGAGUGAUUUUGGGGUGAGGAGGGGAGCAAGCUCCUCUCUCCCAUCCCAAACCUUCCUGAUUUUUGCAAAUUCAAGCUGGGUAUUCCCUGCCCUGCCUAUCUGCAGAUGAAGAUUCUCUCCCUUUUCUCCCCUUGCAGCUGCCCAGCCUGGAUUUUUUAAAACUCCCAUUUCUCCUGUCCCUGCUUCUUUUUUUAACAGAAUAACCAACUUUUCAGCCUGUUUCCAUAUCUGAUCUUGUCAUUUUGCUCCUGGCUGUUCCUGCAGGAUCCCUUUUCCCUGAUGGGAAUGCUCUGGGCUGUACAAGAGAAAAAGCAUUAAAAUAUUUGCUGUAUUAUUCCCACUCCUGCUCGACUGUGCAGGGCAGCACAACUUGGCCACAGCUCAGGUUUGGUGGCCACAGCUCAGGUUUUGUGGCCACAGCUCAGGUUUUGUGGCCCACCCUGAGCCCCCCUGGCUGCUUUGUCCCCUUGCAGGUUCAUUUCUCCACCCAAAAUUCCCGUUCCCAUCGUGCCACCUCUUCUCCCAGCUUGGGAGAAGUUUAAACUCGAGUUUAAACUGGAGUUUAAAGCCCCUUCCUCUGCUCUGAACCAGUUUAACCAGCACGAUUCAGGCUCCCCCUCCUCCCCAGCUCCUUUUUGGGUGCAAACGCCACCAGAUGGAGCCUUUUGGCCACGAUGGGUACGAGCCACCGGUGCUUAUUUCCCUUUUUUUCAGCCCCUUGAUUGACAAAUCAUGGUUGGUUCUCUGCUUGGGUUGUGUCCAGCAGGACUUGAAAAAAAAAAAAAAGAAAAAAAAAUCAGUGCAUCAGCUUUAAUUCACUACUUCAGACACACUCCUGGAACCUCAGCAGAUCAGGGAGAGCUUUUGCUGCUCAUUUAUUUUCAUUUCCCAGCUAAAGGUUCCCCUUGCAGCUGUGAGGCCAUAAAGGAUAUUUUUCCGAUUUAUGGGAAAGGACUGAGCCUUCGUGAGGACAGAGGGGAAAACGCUUCAAUAGGUGCUGUACAAAGGAAAAAUUCCAUUUUUAUCCGUUUUUCUCAGGGGAUUUGCAGAGGGAGGAGCCUCUCAGGAUUUCAGUGCCUCUCCUCCCUCUGCUCUCAGAUUUCCCAACUUUUUGGGUGGAAAAAAGCUUGAAUUGGGGCUGUGGCAGUGCUGAACUGGGGCUGAGCCCCGCUGCCCCUGCCAGCCCAAACCAGGGAAGGGAAAAAGGGACCUGGAGGGAUUUCCUGGUGCUGCCCAGGAGGGGAAUGCAGGGCCCAGAGACAGGGAAAUUCUCCUGGGCUGGUGGGAGGAAUUCACCCAGGAGGAAUUAUCCAGGUGAAUUCACCCAGGAGGAUUAAUCCAGGGGGAUUCAUCCAGGAGGUUUCAUCCAGGAGGAUUUAUCCAGGAGGAAUUAUCCAGGAUUAAUCCAGGAGGAAUUUUCCAGGAGGAAUUAUCCAGGAGGAUUAAUCCAGGAGGAAUUCACCCAGGAGGAUUUAUCCUGGAGGAAUUAUCCAGGAUUAAUCCAGGAGGAUUUAUCCUGGAGGAAUUAUCCAGGAUUCCUCCAGGAGGAUUCAUCCAGGAGGAUUUAUCCAGGAGAAUUCAUCCAGGGGGAUUCAUCCAGGAGGAUUCCUCCAGGAGGAAUUAUCCAGGAGGAUUAAUCCAGGAGGAUUCAUCCAGGAGGAAUUAUCCAGGAUUAAUCCAGGAGGAUUCAUCCAGGAGGAUUUAUCCAGGAUUUAUCCAGGAGGAAUUAUCCAGGAGGAAUUCAUCCCAGAGUUUAGGGUAGUGCAUGGAAAAGGGGUGAGAUCCCAAAGGAGUUUUAUUUCCUCCUCUUGAGUCAAUUUUUCCUCCUCCUGAGCCUCUUUUUACACCUUUUGAGCCUCUUUUUGCUCCGAUUGAGCCAAUUUGAGGGCGGUUUUGGAUCCCACCCUCUCCCUGGGGGAUGGAGGGUCUGUCCCAGGCACUGCCACCUCUGCUCCUUCCCUGCCCUGCGUGUCCCCUCCCCAGCCCUGCUGUCCCCCAGGGCACCAAGGGACACUUUUUGGUGGCUCUGACAAGGACACCAAGCUGGUUUUUCCAUGGGGAGAAGAGGGGAAAUGCUCAGCUUGUCCCUGGGAGGAGGGACCUGCAGGUCACCUUUGCACUGUGUGGGACACGCCGGGCUGGCUUUGACCUGCAAAAAACAAAAAAAACCCCAAAAAACAAACCCAACCCGUUUGUUUUUUACAAAUAAUCUGUUUUUAAAUGAUAUAAUAUAUAAAAAUAUAUAUCUGUGUCGAAAUAAAAAUGGUACAGUGAGUGCAAACUCA